CGCGCGCCCGCCCUUUAUCACUUGGCGGCGAAAGUGCCGGGGCGGAGUCGUAGUCUGCGCGCCGCCGCCAUGGAUCGGCCGGUCAGGAGGAAUAAGAAAAUUGUUGAUUAUUCACAGUUUGGGGACUUAGAAAAUGAUGAUGAAGACUUUGCCUCUAUCCCUGCACCUUUAAACAAAAAAUCCAAAAAAGAGCUCAAUGAUACAAAAAGGGAGAAAAAGGAGAAGCAGAAAAGGCCACAGAAAGAGGUGACUUCAUUGCAGACAAAGACAUCAGGUAAAAGGAUAGCUUUGGAUGAUAAGCUUUACAAGAGAGAUUUAGAAGUUGCAUUGGCUUUGUCUGUCGAACAACAAUCUGCAGAAGUCUUUGAAGUGCAGGAUUCACAAGAACAAGGUAUUAAAAAAUGUGAAGCCCCUGAAUUGGAAAAUGCAGAUAGCAGUCUUGUCCUCUCCAACUGCAGUGUAGAUAGUGUUGUCUUAGAUGUUGUCGUGCAAAGAAGAGCAGUAUCCAAGGUCACAUCACAGCAGAAGUUACAGACAAAUGGCAGUGAUGAUGGAGACAGUGCUGAUGACUAUGAACCAGCGUCUGUAUCUGAUGAGGAAUCAGAGAGUUGUUCAGAUUUCAGUGAAGAUGAUGAAGAAGACGACUUUGCUGUGAAAAAGAAGAAGAAAAUCAAAGAAAAAAUAAGAAAGGAAACUAAGGUGAAAGUCCAAACUGAUAGAGGAAAAAAACUCCCAAAAUCCAGAGUUAAUUCUACAGUUUCUGCUUCACGGGUAAUCCACACGAAAUCUGAACCAACACUGAAAAAGAUACCAGAUUUGUCAGAACCAGUUGGACAGCCCUUACACACAUCAAGUCCUUCAACAGACAAGAAGCAGCCCAAAUGGACACCACCAGCUGCAUCAGGAAGCAGUAACAACACAUUAAAAGGUGUUUCAGUUAAGUCACCUACUCAAGGUCUCAGACUUGGCCUCUCUAGAUUGGCACGAGUCAAACCACUGCACCCAAGUGCUGCCAGCAGUUGAAUGAUCUGUGAUGGAUGAAGGAUAACAUUUUGAAAGACCUGACUGUUUUAUUUUAAACCCAAAGGUUUAAAACCAGGAAGCAAUAAGUUCCUCAUUAAAUUUUCCUUCACAAGAGGAAAAUGCUGUUAAUGUAUAUGUCUGUUCCUUAUAAAGGGCUCUCAUCCUGAAAGGUGCUAGAUACCCUUAACUUUUAUUAAAUAAUAAUAUUUAGUUGAGGAGACCUCAGGGUAAUUAGUGACUUGAUAGAGCCCAAUAAAAUGGAUUAUGUAUAUAUGAUUGUAAUCAUCUAAUGCCUAGUCUCUUUUUUAAAAAAUGAUAAGUAUUACAUGUUUUAAAUGGCAAAGCAGAGUAAACAGUAGUAUAUCAGUUAUGAACCAUUAUAAACAAUAUGAAUUCUUAAGAAACACUGGAAGUCAUAAUUGAAAUAAGUGUUUGAUAAGGGGAAAUCAUUGUCUUCCACCCUUCUCACCACUGGGCCCAGACUAGAAAAUUUGACUUUAAGAUCUGUGUUUAAAAAAACGUUAAUCCUAUUUGUAUUUGUUAAGUGUGAAUGCUAUUGCUAAAAUGUAUAUAAUGUUGUGUUUAUAAAAUUGUAUUUUAAAAACUGUAAAAUAAAAUAUUUUAUAGUCAUAUUUUACAACAAAAGUUGUUUAUAUGAAUUUUGGAAAUCAGUUGCAAGGUUUGGUCCCCAUUGGUUCCAUUGAAGUCAAUAGAACAAGUCUUGGACCCAGUCUGGUGGUCUUUUAAUGGGAAUUUUUGUGUUGAUGUCGGCAAUCUUUAGAUCAGGUCCUGUGUCUGUAAGGGCUGGCAUGUAUUUAUUUUGCAGGAUCAAGAUUUUAGGUAUAGUAUGCUAUGAAUAGAUUUUUAUAAACCAUCAGAACUAAAACACUUAAUAUAGAAGUAGUGAAUCCACGGAUCAAAAUCUGUGCUUCUCUGAGUCAGGUGCAUUGUCAUUAUGUCAAUUGAACCAGUGUAUAGAAGGGAUGAAUAUGGCCCACUAAUAACAUCUGGAAAAGUGAAAC
This is a messenger RNA of Gavialis gangeticus (Gharial), 2045 nucleotides long. It is a transcript of the gene RAD51AP1, whose product is annotated as RAD51 associated protein 1. The record is from RefSeq and is a predicted model, not a curated record. Bases 70 to 1023 code for a protein of 317 amino acids. Gene Ontology annotation, molecular function: single-stranded DNA binding; double-stranded DNA binding. Gene Ontology annotation, biological process: interstrand cross-link repair; double-strand break repair via homologous recombination. The transcript is spliced from 9 exons. Lineage: Eukaryota; Metazoa; Chordata; Crocodylia; Gavialidae.